AUGCGGACCGCACAGGUAACGAGUCGGUCAGAGGUCACGGAGCCGGCAUGGUGCCAGCGACCGACUCAAAACAAACAUGUGGUGAUGGGUAAUUUCACUGCAUACGGCGUAACAACCGGCCAGCAUGCUGCAGCGGCAAGCAGGACUGCUCUCGUACAGCAGUCAGCGACAUCCACUUCGCCACCGGCGCAACCAGCUCGUUCCGAUCGUACAUGGGCGUGCUAG
This is a messenger RNA of Gongylonema pulchrum, 225 nucleotides long. Lineage: Eukaryota; Metazoa; Nematoda; Chromadorea; Rhabditida; Gongylonematidae. The record is from the annotation of a GenBank genome assembly.